AUGAGGCCUCCCACGAUACAGCGCCGGGCGGCGGGGCUUUCCCCUUGCCUCCCGGCAGCCACUGGCAGUCACAUGCAGGCCGCCACCGCCGAGCCACACGACCGGAGACGCGUCAGCGCGGCGCUGGGCUGCACCUCACAGAUGGCGAAGGCGAACGACAACCUGCUGCUGGUGCGCUGGGACCAGCACGAGGCGCAGCUGCUGGAGCGGCUCUGCGGGUACUUCACGGAGAACGCGUUCGUCGACGUGACGCUGUGGUGUCCGGACCGCCGCUUCAAGGCCCACCGCGUCCUGCUCUCCGCAUGCAGCGAUUACCUGGAGCGCGUGCUGCUGGAGCAGCCGAGCUGCGGCGCGGAGCCGGUUACGGUGGUGCUGCACGGCGUGGAGCCGGAUGACCUGGGCCGCCUGCUGGACCUCAUCUACAGGGGAGAGGCGCGCGUCUCGGCCGGCGACCUGCCGCGCUUCCUGGAGACGGCAGCGGCUCUGGGCGUGCGCCUGCUGCAGUCGGCCGCGCUGCGCGUCUGCGCCGCCGAGCCCGACGCCGCCGCCGCCGCCGCCGCCGCCGCCGACUCCGCCACGGGCCGGUGCUCGCGUCCCUCCACCGCUGACAAGCAGGAGCAAUGCGUCGAAGGAAAAUCCCAGGCCGACAGUCACCAGUCGUCAGGAAAUGUCACCGACAUGAUACCACCAGCUGUGACAGCGUCGAUUACACCUUUCCUAACUGAAAAACCAUCGGCGACCGUAGACCACCAGCUUACGGAGUCGAAAGUGCAUUUUCCGUCGACGAAGAGCGCAGAACAACGUCCAUAUAGCCCGAAGAAUCACCUGGAAUGUGCAGAGACACUGACUCCACUGCCUUCCCGGGACUCCAUCACGCAGACGGCACCGCAGUGUGACGUAACCAUACCGCAAGUAGAACGCGAGCAGACGACGACGACGUGGAGCACUCCGACAGCGGUGGCGCUGCCGCUGCAGCAACCGACGACCGACGUGAAGAGCCCGCCGCGGCCGCUGGCUCUGCCGCCGGCUCAGCCCCCGCUGCCGCCCGCUUGCGAGGUCUCCGCCGGAGUCCUGCCGGAUUCGCAGGCUGCGGCGGCACCUGCCUCCCAGGCCGGUGGCGUCAGCGCCGGCACCGGGUACUGCACGGCGGGCGCGCCGCCCAACGUGUGGCAGGUGCCGCCCUCGCUCCCAUCGCUGCAGGUGGUGGGCAGAGUGCCGCUGUGCACAGGGACGGGCCCGUGGGUGGCGGCGAGAGCGCACCGCCGCGCCUUCUCACCGCAGGCCGGCCGCCAGCUGCAGCAGCACCAACCAGAGAUGUCGAGCGGGUCCGACAGCUUCUCCAGCCUGCUGCGCGACGCCGAGCUGCCCGCCGAGCGCCUCUUCCCUCUCAGGGAAAUGCCGCCCCUCCCCUGUCCGGAGGCAGUCUCCAUGCCGCAUUCGGGAUCACCUCUGCAGGGACCGUCUCAGUCGGACGACAGACAUCACGAAAUGAAGACCGAACGUAAGGCCGAAGACCAGAUGAUCGCAAAAAAUGAGACCCAACAACAGGCAGAUAACAACCAGCAACAGACAGAAGAACAGAAACUGAAGCAACGCAGCAAACCGAACACGUGCGAAGAGUGUGGCAAAACUUUCGCCACGCGCUACUCUCUUAAGGAGCACAUGCGCACACAUACAGGAGAAAAGCCCCACCUGUGUGCACAGUGCGGGAAGCGCUUCAGCCAGCGGCGUAAUUACCGCUACCACCUGUCGCUGCACUCCGGGUCGCGGGAGUUCGCGGCCGAGUGCCCCGAGUGCGGCAAGACGUUCAGCAACCGCAGCUACCUGAGCUCCCACAUGAAGAUCCACCGCAACCAGCGCGAGUACGCGUGCGGCGAGUGCGGCAGGCGCUUCAACCAGCGCGUCGCCUACAACAUGCAUAUCCGCAUCCACUCAGGAGACCGGCCACACCGCUGCACCGUCUGUGACAAGGCCUUCUCCCGCAAAGUGCUGCUCAAGCAGCACAUGCGCACCCACACGGGUGAGAAGCCCUUCACCUGUCAGGUGUGCGACAAACAGUUCGCGGACCGCAGCAACAUGGCGCUACACGCGCGCUCCCACUGGGGUAUCAAGCCGUACCACUGCCAUCACUGCGGCCGCUCCUUCUCGCGGAGGAACAACCUACGCUCUCACAUGGUCAGCCACAUGCCUGGAGUCGAACUGGGGACCGCCCAAUACUCGCCAACUGCACCGGGAGCGCCUGCGCCGCAGCAGCGCAGGUUGCAGUCAGCGGCGUUGCGAUCCACCAGCGUCAUCAUCAGGACCGCUACGGCCACACGUGGAGCUAAAGCCAGCCCAGGCGAUGGCCGCGCCUCUACAGGCACAUAA
Molecule: messenger RNA, 2367 nt
Organism: Schistocerca americana (American grasshopper)
Lineage: Eukaryota; Metazoa; Arthropoda; Insecta; Orthoptera; Acrididae
Product: B-cell lymphoma 6 protein homolog
Exons: 8
Coding region: 1-2367 (788 amino acids)
Biological process (GO): regulation of transcription by RNA polymerase II
Molecular function (GO): RNA polymerase II cis-regulatory region sequence-specific DNA binding; DNA-binding transcription factor activity; protein binding
Source: RefSeq, a predicted model, not a curated record